AUGCGGAACUCAGAAUCGGUAACAUCUUUUAAUUCGAGCGGCACAAGCAUAAUAAGGAAAACUUUGCCAAGCACAGGAGCUUCUGUGCCAACUACAACAAGUGCAGCAACCAGCGAUGGGACUUCACCUGGAUUAUUCACAAGAUAUAGACCGUUUUUAAAAAAAGACAAGGCCUUAAUUAAAAAGGUCUUAGCCGGCAUUAAAACUAAAAGACCAGACCAUGUACAAACCGCAUUACUACGUCGUCAUCUACUUGAACUUACACAAAGUUUUAUGAUACCACUGGAACGUUAUAUAGCGUCAUUAAUGCCAUUGCAAAAAGAUAUAAGUCCUUUCAAGUCAGCGCCGAAUGCAAACACUUUUAAAUUAGAAGAUUUCUUGGCCACUAUUGAACAGUCAGGACCACAUCUAACAUCACCUUUGAAGGGCGAUUGGAAGGGUUUGUAUCGGCGAUUUUUCAACUCAGCUAAUUUUCGUGGUUGGUACGAUACCAGGCAUCGAGAGCUACAGUUAACCUUACAGGAUCUGCAACUUCAGGCGCUGUCUGUGGCUAACCUUGAGAAAUGGGCGCAAGAUAAGCAGGAAGUAGAAAUUAUUGAUAUGAUAUUAAAAUUAAAACAAAAAUUGAAUCUCUACACUAAUACUAGUAACAAUAGCUCAACACAAGAGCAAAUACGUGCUCAGAUCACUUGUAUGAAGGAUUUACUGCCUAAUGAUUUAAAAAAUUUAGUUAAUAUUUGA
Molecule: messenger RNA, 741 nt
Organism: Rhagoletis pomonella (apple maggot)
Lineage: Eukaryota; Metazoa; Arthropoda; Insecta; Diptera; Tephritidae
Product: protein DENND6B-like
Exons: 1
Coding region: 1-741 (246 amino acids)
Cellular component (GO): recycling endosome
Molecular function (GO): guanyl-nucleotide exchange factor activity
Source: RefSeq, a predicted model, not a curated record